Messenger RNA from Coccomyxa subellipsoidea C-169, 1020 nucleotides. RefSeq lists its product as hypothetical. NCBI's taxonomy places the organism in Eukaryota, Viridiplantae, Chlorophyta, Trebouxiophyceae, Coccomyxaceae. Gene Ontology annotation, biological process: N-acetylglucosamine metabolic process; protein N-linked glycosylation. The transcript has 6 exons. Gene Ontology annotation, molecular function: beta-1,4-mannosylglycoprotein 4-beta-N-acetylglucosaminyltransferase activity. The record is from RefSeq and is a predicted model, not a curated record. Bases 1 to 1020 code for a protein of 339 amino acids. Gene Ontology annotation, cellular component: membrane.
AUGUUCAACACAGAGCUUGACAUGUUGGAAGUGCGCCUCAUGGAGCUCUAUGACAUUGUGGACUUCUUUGUCAUAGGGGAAUCCAGGCGGACAGUACAAGACAAGCCCAAGCCGCUGUAUUAUGAGGAGAACGCAGCACGCUUUGAGCGAUUUGCUGACAAGAUCCUGCAUGUGCCGCUGGACAUCACAGCAGAGGAUAUGGUUGCCAACCGCCUCUGGCUGCAGAAGGUGAAGAAGCAGAAUGGGACCCACAUUGACUCGAAGAUCCAGCGCUAUGGGCCGCUCGAUGAGCCAUUUUACAGGCAAGACUCCCGCAAUACCCCUUCUUCAAAUCGAAAGAGGAGCCUGAGGCAACCUCUGGGGUGGUGGCAGCGGGAGCGGCUGUUUGAGGUGGGCCUGCAGGAGGCAGGGAUGGAGGCAGCGCCGGGGGACCUCAUAAUUCUGGGUGAUGUUGACGAGAUACCGCGGCCAGAAGCAUUAAUGGCGCUCAAGCGUUUCGGCUUUGAGUCGGUGCACAACUGCGCUGCAAUGGAGGCAGAUUUGUUCUACUACAGCUACUCGCUCUACUCUGGUGUCUGGAAGGCGGGGCCCAAGGUGGUUGUUUAUGAAGGGGAGGACACACUGGGUGGGGUGGACCAGGAUGGGAUCAGAUAUGAGACUGAGUGCAGCCUGCAGCUUCCAAGGGCGGCCACGCACUGCACCAGCUGCUUUGGCACGAUUGCAGCGUUCCAGAACAAGUUUGCCUCGUUCGUACACUGGCAGCUCAACAUCGAGCACUUCACCGACCCGGCAAAGAUCGUCGCCCGUGUCACCCGGGGCAUUUCUCUGGCAAGCCCAGAGCCUGACUUGAAGGUGGUUCCCUUCUGCGACCAUGCGCCGGAAUCGGUGUUGGAGAAUCCCUUGCGAUUCCAUUACAUGCUGGCGCGAGACCCCGACACCGGCAGCUUUGCAGACUAUGAAGAACACAUGGGGCACUUGCUUGUGAAGGACAAGUAUCAAAUGUACAAAAUUACCGAAUGA